Molecule: messenger RNA, 1485 nt
Organism: Fonticula alba
Lineage: Eukaryota; Rotosphaerida; Fonticulaceae
Exons: 1
Coding region: 1-1485 (494 amino acids)
Biological process (GO): lipid homeostasis
Cellular component (GO): endoplasmic reticulum; membrane
Source: RefSeq, a predicted model, not a curated record
AUGGACGUCCUCGACGCCCUCGACACGGGCUGGACCUGGCUCGGCGACCUGCCCAGGUAUGCGGCCCGCGAGCCGGGCACCCUGGCAGCCAUCAAGGCCGCCACGCAGGCCGGCUGGCAUCCCUCCGCGGCGCCACUCAUCUCAGUGGUCAAUGGGGCCUACUCCUACUCGCUGGAGUAUGGCCUGGUGUUGGGCCUGGCCCGGCAAGUGGUGGUCCUGUCGAUCGGCUUCCACCUGGCGGUGUGCCUGGCCUGGCGCCUGUGGGCCGGCGUCGGCCAGCGGCCGCUGGCCGCCCCGGCCUCGCGAAUGGCCGCCCCGGCCGGGGCCAAGCCGGACAUCCUGUCGAAUGAGGCGCGGGCCGCCCGCCGGGCCUUCCUGGACAACGCCUGGAAGGAGGCCCAAUGCAUGAUGUCCACCGUGCAUGCGGUGGUCGUGCUGGCGCUGCUGGCUGUGUGGUUCACCGGCGCCGGGCGGACCAGCGGCUUCCUGCGGGAUCUGAUGACUGUGGCGCCCUCCGGGCGCCAGGUGGAGCGCAUGCUGAUGGUGGCCCCGCUGGCGGCCUUCGGCACCGAGGGCGACCCCGGGGUCCGGUCCAUCCGCUGGCUGGAUAGCCUGGCCUCGGUGGCCGGGGCCGACCCCGGUGUGGCCGACCGCUUCAUGAUCCUGCUGGCCAUGUUCUCGGUGGGCUACUUCCUGGCAGACAGCCUGCUCAUGCUGGCCGUGCCGGUUCUCUAUGCACCGGCGCAAAUGGUCCACCACUUGCUGAUCGCGCCGACCUUCUCCUUCUGCGCCCUCACCGGCGUGGCCAUUCCCUUUCCCUUUCUCUUCCUGGUGGAGGAGCUGUCGACGCCCUUCCUGAACAUGCGCUUCCUCCUGCGCAACUAUGCCCCCGGGGCGGCCGCCAGCCGGGCCAAGAGCCUGCCGCCGGGCCGGCCGGCUGGUGAUUCGGCCGCACAGCCGGCUGCCGGCGUGACGUCCGAUGCCGCCGGGCCGGCAGCCGCCGGCCGGGCCCGUCGCCGCGGGGCCCCGGACCCCACGCGCCCCCGGGACACCGGCCCCGGCCCCGGCCCCGGCCCCGGCCCCGGCAAGACCGAUCCCACGCAGCCGGACGACCUGGACCUCUCGGAUGCCCCCUGGCAGACACACGCCUACGGCCUGGUCGAGUGGGUCUUCGCCGGGACCUUCCUCUUUGCCCGCAUGGGCAUCGGCUCGGUGUUCUUCUAUCGACUCUGCCGGCUGGCCUUCGGCCAUGGGCUGAUGCUGUGGCCGGACGACCGGCGAUACUGGGCAUGGGGGCUGCUGGCCAUGUGCGCCCUGACCCGGGUGUUGAAUGUCUUCUGGACGGUGAAGAUCCUGCAACUGGUCAGCCGCCGGGUGGCCGGCAUCCGCCGGCGGUGGCGUCACCGUCAACAGCGGCGCCUCACCAAGCAGCCCGCCGCCGCCGCCGCCGCCGCCGCCGCCGCCGCCGCCGCCGCCGGGUCCUAG